AACAAAAAAAAUAAAAAUAGAUCAUGUUAAGUUUGCACGACAAGAAUAUUAUUAGCAAGAGCGCACUGGUAAAAGAAACAAAAAAAAUUAGACGAAGAGUACAGCAUACUGCAUGUACCAUAACACACCUGAUCAGCGCAAACAUAGCCGUUACGCCACACGAAAUCAAAAGAAAUAUGACCGUUACUUAAAACCCUAGACUCUUCUUUCUCGGAACAAGCUUCAUCACAAAAAACAGAGAAAAAAAAUUAGGAUGGUGAACGAAGAAGCAGGCAACAAUAAUGGAGAGAAAGUUGAAGGGUUAUUCAGCCCCAAGUUCCGAUCUGUUGCUGCUAUGGCUGGUUGGGACGAAGAAGCUCUUCUCAUUGCCAGUCUUGUUGUUGAAGAUACCCCCGAUCGCCCUCCUAAACACAAGAAACGUUCUGAUUUGCUGCAUUUCAAGACUCCCCCAACAAAUUCCAGAAGGAAAAGAAGGGCUCAGAAGAGGAGCCCCAUAACUGCGACUGUUCUUGAUCUUGAUGAAGAUGACACUGCAAAACAAGAAAGCGAGAAAAAGGAGGCAGAAUCAACAUCCAUUGAGAAAUUAGACAAGAAAAGAGGUGAAACAUCGGAAGAACAGGGUUGUUCUGUUUCAUCCUCUAGUAAGAAGAUAGAAUCAAAAUCCAUUGAGAAAGCAGACAAGAAAGGAGCUGAAGGAUCGGAGGCACAGAAAUGUUCUGUUUCAUCUUCUUCUUCAGCAUUUCCCUCCAUUGAUCGACUUCGUGAAGAGCUUUCUUGCGCUAUUUGUUUGGAGAUCUGUUUUGAACCAAGUACCACUCCUUGUGGUCACAGUUUUUGUAAAAAGUGUCUGAGAUCUGCUGCUGAUAAAUGUGGAAAGAAAUGUCCCAAGUGCAGGCAGCUUAUCAGCAAUGGUAGAUCAUGCACUGUUAACACAGUUCUCUGGAAUACAAUUCAACUUCUAUUUCCCAAAGAAGUAGAAGCAAGAAAAGCAGCGGGAGCUUUGACUACUAGAGAAGCUAAACGUCAAAGUCCAGUAAGAGCUGCUGCUACUCAUUCUAACAUUACAAGAGUCCUAGCACUUAACAGCACAGAAUCUGGUCCUAGUAGUCAAGAAAGAAGGAAUUCUCGUGCCAUGAGAAGACAAAGUGUCCGAGUUUCUGGAAUGCCAAGCAGAAAUCGAGACAUUAGCUCGAGGAGGGAGUUACCAAUCCAGGACGAGGAUGCUGCAUUGGCUCUAAGAUUGCAGAGAGAGGAGUUCAUGGAAACCUUCAGGAGAAGAAGUUCUGCUGAUGAGCAGUACAGGAGCUCUCUUGCUCUAGCCAGAGCAAAUUUGAGGGCCAUGGCAUCAAGAGCCAUUAACAGAGUCAAAGGAUCAGCAAUGAUGAGAUAAUGAAGCAACUUCCGUUACGUUGAUGGUGGCCCAAGGAAUUGUAUAUUACUAUACAAGCAGAGACAGACACGAAUAAGAUAAUGGUACUAUUAUAUGGGACAUGAAGAAUGCUUGGAGUAUUAUUAUUAUUAUUAUUAUUAUUAUGCCUCCAGAAAGGAUAUGAGAAUGUUGGAUGAAAGAGUUGAAAAGCUUA
Messenger RNA from Lycium barbarum (goji berry), 1583 nucleotides. RefSeq lists its product as uncharacterized. Gene Ontology annotation, cellular component: nucleus; site of double-strand break. The transcript is spliced from 7 exons. Lineage: Eukaryota; Viridiplantae; Streptophyta; Magnoliopsida; Solanales; Solanaceae. Gene Ontology annotation, molecular function: nucleosome binding; metal ion binding; ubiquitin-protein transferase activity. Gene Ontology annotation, biological process: double-strand break repair. Bases 254 to 1390 code for a protein of 378 amino acids. The record is from RefSeq and is a predicted model, not a curated record.